This is a messenger RNA of Ilex paraguariensis (yerba mate), 1992 nucleotides long. NCBI's taxonomy places the organism in Eukaryota, Viridiplantae, Streptophyta, Magnoliopsida, Aquifoliales, Aquifoliaceae. The record is from the annotation of a GenBank genome assembly.
AAAAGCAUCAUCUUCCAGCCCACCUUCAAAACCCUAAACCCUAAUUUCGGUUUCCGGUACCUUCCUCUCUCCAAAUCUCCCCGUCUCACCUGAGAAGCCCUGAAGACACCAUUUUUGUCCACCAUAAAGCUACCCAACCAGAAACCAUAAAUCAAUUAAAAAAAGAGAACCAUCAUUAGCAACAACUGUACUCUAACAGUCAUGACUGACCUCGAGAUAACUCGUUCAGAGAAGAAGAAAAAGAAGAACAAAUACAAAGAUGAGACCCACCAAGAUUUGGACACAAUCGAAACCCAGACCGAUGGUUUCCUAAUCAAGCCCCAGAGCUUCACUCCCACAAUCGACACCUCUCAGUGGCCAAUCCUUCUCAAGAAUUACGACCGCCUCAAUGUGCGAACAGGACACUACACUCCUCUUCCGUCCGGUUACUCCCCUCUCAAACGCCCACUCGCCGAGUACAUUCGCUAUGGUAUACUCAAUCUCGACAAGCCUGCAAACCCAUCUUCUCAUGAGGUUGUGGCCUGGAUCAAACGGAUUCUCCGGGUCGAUAAAACGGGUCACAGUGGAACUCUCGACCCCAAAGUCACCGGAAACCUCAUCGUCUGCAUUGACCGAGCCACCAGGCUUGUCAAGUCCCAACAAGGGGCUGGGAAAGAGUACGUGUGUGUUGCCCGGUUACAUUCUUCAGUGCCCGAAGUCGCAAAAGUGGCUCGGGCACUGGAAACGCUUACUGGGGCUGUUUUUCAACGGCCACCGUUGAUCUCCGCCGUGAAAAGGCAGCUUAGAGUUAGGACUAUAUAUGAGAGUAAGCUUUUGGAGUAUGACCCAAAUAAACAUUUGGUGGUUUUUUGGAUUUCUUGUGAGGCGGGCACGUAUGUGAGGACUAUGUGUGUGCAUUUGGGUUUGAUUUUGGGUGUGGGAGGUCAUAUGCAGGAGCUGAGGAGAGUUCGGUCGGGGAUUAUGGGUGAGAAAGAUAAUAUGGUAACUAUGCAUGAUGUUAUGGAUGCACAGUGGAUGUACGAUAAUUAUAGAGAUGAGAUUUACUUGAGGAGGGUUAUCAUGCCUUUGGAGGUUCUUUUGACUAGUUACAAGAGGUUGGUGGUGAAGGAUUCCGCGGUGAAUGCCAUUUGUUAUGGGGCUAAGUUGAUGAUUCCGGGGUUGUUAAGAUUUGAGAAUGAUGUUGAGGCGGGGGAGGAAGUUGUAUUGAUGACUACUAAAGGAGAAGCAAUUGCAUUGGGUAUUGCAGAGAUGACUACAGCUGUUAUGGCUACUUGUGAUCAUGGGGUUGUUGCAAGGAUUAAGAGGGUAGUAAUGGAUAGAGAUACGUAUCCGAGGAAAUGGGGUUUGGGGCCGAGGGCUUCAAUGAAGAAGAAGUUGAUUGCAGAGGGGAAGUUGGAUAAGCAUGGGAAGCCAACUGAGAACACCCCUUCUGAGUGGUUGAGAAAUGUGGCUCUCCCGACAGGAGGGGAUUCAAUGGUUGCGAGUCUUGCGGCUGUGAGUGAGCCGGUUUUGGCAAAUGCAGAGACUGCUGUGGUGGAGGGUGAGAAGAAAAAGAAGAAGAAGCAUAAAGAUAAGGAUGAUGGUGAGGAGGGGCAUAAGCGUAAAGUUGAGGAGAUUGGUGACGGUCCUGCACCAGAUGGUGCUAAGAAAGCAAAGGUUACAGAAGUUGAAGAAAUCGUACAGUUUGAACAGAAAGAGAAGAAAAAGAAGCAGAAGAAAGAGGGUGAUGAGACGGUAUUUUCUGACGCUGAAAAAGCUAAGAAGGAGAAAAAAAAGAAAGACAAGGAGCAGGAUGAGCCUGGAUCAUUUUAUGGAGAGAUAUCUGAGAAGAAAAAGAAGAAGAAUAAAGCUGCAGAGAAUGGUGAUAACUCUGUUUUGCCUUCAGCUACUCCUGGGAGUGGUGAGGAAGCAAGUAAAAGGGAGAGGAAGGAAAAGAAGAAGAAGAAGAAAAAUAAAGAUGCUGAAAUUGAGUAGAUUAUGAAGAAACACUUG